Rhagoletis zephyria (snowberry fruit fly) is the source of this 898-nucleotide messenger RNA. Its product is annotated as ecdysone-induced protein 74EF-like. The record is from RefSeq and is a predicted model, not a curated record. NCBI's taxonomy places the organism in Eukaryota, Metazoa, Arthropoda, Insecta, Diptera, Tephritidae.
GGUAAGCGCAAAGAGGGCUUCACCUUACACCUUCGACCACAACAGCUCAAAGCUCGCACACUUACUCCCGCUCGCUGUACGACCAACCAAGCGCUUGCCAAACUGGAUUACAACACAGAUAAUAACGGACCAUGGGAGAAAAAUCCUGCUGUCGCCGUGAGCGCUGCUGGCAGCGCCGGCGGCAGUAUUGGAGGCAUUGUCGGCGGCUCAAUUGGCCCUGGAUCGGGCACAAUGACAGCAGUGACAAGUGGCGCCAAUGCGAUUGGUAUUACAACAACCACCGCAGCAACAGCCACACCAAUAGCCAACACUGUCGGUGCUGGCAUUAAGCCACUGCAACAGCAGUUACAACAACAAUUGCUGCAACAGCUGCAACAAAGGCAUAUGCAACAACAACAACAUCAACAACAUUUACAGAGCGCAGUCAGCGCUGGCGCUGGCAGUGUCGUCUCAGUUGGUGGCACCAAUAAUUCUGCCGCUGGCGGCCAUUCGCAUUUGCAUGCCACCCACUCACAUCCGCAUCAACAUACACACGCCCAUACACACGGGCAUGCACAUCAGCAUGUACACCAUCAAGCAGCUACUGUUGCACUUUUGCAGCAACAGCAAAAACAAUUGCAGCAUCAACACUCGCAUCCGCCAUUGGCGCCACAUUCACAUCCACCGCUACAGCAUCAUGUUUCACUUGGCGGUGCUGCAUCAGCAGCCGCAGCGGUCGCCGCAGCAGCAGCUGCUUCCUCCAAUGCAAAUGCAAAGAACGCUAGUGGCGUGGGCGGUAGUGGUGGUGGUGGUGGCAGCAGCAGCAUACAUGUCAGCACCAGCGUGGAGCGGUCGCGUUGUCGAUCACCGAUGAUGUUAUGCCACAGUCACAGCGAUGGCGAGUUUCCCAUGUAUAAAG